This is a messenger RNA of Osmia lignaria (orchard mason bee), 966 nucleotides long. RefSeq names its product soma ferritin-like. Lineage: Eukaryota; Metazoa; Arthropoda; Insecta; Hymenoptera; Megachilidae. The record is from RefSeq and is a predicted model, not a curated record. Gene Ontology annotation, cellular component: cytoplasm. Gene Ontology annotation, molecular function: ferric iron binding; ferrous iron binding. Gene Ontology annotation, biological process: intracellular iron ion homeostasis; iron ion transport.
CAUCUAUACUUGGUGCAGUAUGUUUUGAAAGAGCAAGAGGGACUCAUGGUUCUCUCGUGUACAUUGUAAAUUAACACGAGACUAGUGUCACUUAUUGCUUUGGUGCAUUUUUGUGUUUCAUCUUAUCAGAGUACAUCUUGACACAGGACAUCAUGAGUUUGGUCAGACAAAAUUUUCACGAGGAUUGCGAGCUUGCCCUCAACAGGCAAAUCAAUUUGGAACUGUAUGCAAGUUACGUCUACCUGUCUAUGGCUUAUUAUUUCGACAGAAGCGAUGUCGCUCUGCCAGGUCUUCACAAAUAUUUUAAAAAAUCAUCAGACGACGAAAGAGAACACGCUAUGAAAUUUAUGAAUUAUCAGAACAAAAGAGGUGGCUGCAUUAUUUUGACAGAGAUCGAAAGUCCGUCAAAGAAUGACUGGCUUUCAGCUAAAGAUGCCAUGUCAGAAGCAUUAGAUCUGGAGAAGAGAGUUAACGAGAGUCUCUUGGAGUUACAUGCUCUUGCAUCAUCUCACAAUGACCAGAACUUCUUAGAUUUCUUGGAAACGGAAUAUUUACAAGAACAAGUGGACUCCAUCAAGGAAAUUGCCGAUCAUGUUACGAAUUUGGAACGAGUUGGUGAAGGACUUGGAGUAUACAUUUUCGACAGAGAACUCAAUGAAUAAAAUAUUCUUUAUUCAUAAUUUUCAUAAUUAUAAUAUAAUUAUGAAUUUUCAUAAGAUUCAUAAUAACGAAAGCAAGAAAACAAUGUGGUAAUUUAGAUAAGGGGAAAAAUAUUGCAUUUAGAUUGUUUCUAUUCAUUGCAUAAUUGCAUUUGAAAGGACUUUCCCGUCAAUCUAAUGCAUACUUCCUAGAAUACCAUUACAGAUUGUUAAUUCCAAAUUAAAUUAGUAGUUUUUAACGCGUUAUUAGAUUUAAUGAAUAUUGCGAUGUACUGCGCAUCAUUCGUAAUAAAGGUUGAUAAUUCUG